AUGUCGGGGGCGGCGGUCGGGGUCGCCAGCCGGCGGCGGCGGCUGAGCGCCGAGGAGGGCAUCUCCUUCGAGUACCACCGCUACGCCGAGCUGCGGGAGGCGCUGGUGGCCGUGUGGCUGCAGUGCCCCGCCAUCAGCAGGAUCUACACGGUGGGGCGCAGCGCCGAGGGCCGGGAGCUCUUGGUCCUCGAGGUCUCCGACCGCCCCGGCGAGCACGAGCCCGGAGAACCGGAAUUUAAAUAUGUUGGGAAUAUGCAUGGAAAUGAAGCUGUUGGAAGGGAGUUGCUCAUCUUCUUGGCUCAGUACUUGUGUAACGAAUACCAGAAAGGAAAUGAAACUAUUAUCAACUUGAUCCAUAGCACGCGUAUCCAUAUUAUGCCAUCUUUGAACCCAGAUGGCUUUGAGAAGGCAGCGUCCCAGCCCGGUGAACUUAAAGACUGGUUUGUUGGUCGAAGUAAUGCCCAAGGGAUAGAUCUAAACCGGAAUUUCCCAGAUCUUGAUAGAAUAGUCUAUGUUAAUGAGAAAGAAGGUGGCCCAAACAACCAUCUGCUGAAAAACAUGAAAAAAGCUGUGGACCAGAAUCCUAAGCUUGCUCCUGAAACGAAAGGUGUCAUUCACUGGAUUAUGGAUAUUCCCUUUGUGCUCUCUGCCAAUCUUCACGGAGGAGACCUUGUUGCAAACUACCCUUAUGAUGAGACUCGGAGUGGCAGUGCUCACGAAUACAGCUCCUGUCCCGAUGAUGCUAUUUUUCAAAGCCUGGCUCGAAGUUAUUCUUCUUUUAAUCCUGCUAUGUCUGAUCCAAACAGACCACCAUGUCGCAAAAAUGACGAUGACAGCAGCUUUGUGGAUGGAACAACUAAUGGCGGCGCAUGGUACAGCGUCCCGGGAGGAAUGCAGGAUUUUAAUUACCUCAGCAGCAACUGCUUUGAAAUCACAGUGGAGCUUAGCUGUGAAAAAUUUCCACCUGAAGAAACUCUGAAGGGCUACUGGGAAGACAACAAGAACUCCCUUAUCAAUUACAUUGAGCAGAUUCAUCGAGGAGUGAAGGGGUUUGUCAAAGAUCUUCAGGGCAAUCCAAUAGCAAAUGCUACAAUUUCUGUGGAGGGGAUAAGCCAUGAUAUUACAUCAGCCAAGGAUGGUGAUUACUGGAGAUUGCUUGUGCCUGGAAAUUACAAACUUACAGCCUCAGCACCAGGCUAUCUAGCAAUAACUAAAAAAGUGGCUGUGCCCUUUAGCCCUGCGGUUGUGGUUGAUUUUGAACUGGAGUCACUGUCUGAAAGAAAAGAAGAAGAGAAAGAAGAGUUGAUGGAAUGGUGGAAGAUGAUGUCAGAAACACUAAAUUUUUAAAUGAAGAUUUUGGCUUUACAGCUUUUAAUCUAUUAUAUGUUGACUUAGUAUAAUGUACUGUGGAGAGUCCCUAUAUUCUAGAUUUUGUGCACUUCACAAUAAUUAACUUUGAAUUUUUCAGUCAUCUUUUGAUUAAAAUGAUUACAGAUAACUACUAGCCUCCUAGCUAGAUAAGUUAUUAAUUUUCUUUCAUAUUGUUAUAGAAAAUUUACUCUUAUAUACAAAUCAGAAAAAAAUGAGUGAAUGCAGCCUAUAUGAAAGUACAAUCUGUUGUGUAUUAUUUGCAAGUUCAGAAUAUGUAGGUUAACUCUUGAUUUUAAAAAAGAAAUAUGCUGUAGUCAAUUCCCAAUACUGCCAGAAAUAUUUGACAGUGCAUAGUAGUAGGCAGUGCUCUUUACUGAGUUCUAUAAUGGAUGUUAUUGAAAAGAUUUAUAAUAACAGUGUGUGGUGUAAUGUUUUACAAGGAUUAAAAUUCAGUAUAACAUUUUGUAUGUCUUUGGUGUUGGGGCUAUUUAAAAAUGUAAGAAACAUAACCUGACUUCAUUUUAGUAAGCAGAAGGAAUCUGCGUAAGCUCUUUUAUUAAAGAUGGCAUGGAAUGAAUUCAGGAAAUAGGAGAGCUUUAUUCCUUAAACUGUUAAUGAUAUUUCAAGAUUAGGUUUUAAUUAUUUCUUAUUACUUAUUAAGCCAAUUAAAAAUUCUGAAUGGGUGAAGAAGAGCUUGUGCAUCUUAAUAUGCUGCUUGUGUUUGUUUUACAGCAAGAAAAAAAAACGUUUCAGGUGAUGUCUAUUUUAAUUAGAUAACUACCUUUUCAACAA
Haliaeetus leucocephalus (bald eagle) is the source of this 2163-nucleotide messenger RNA. It is a transcript of the gene CPE, whose product is annotated as carboxypeptidase E. Gene Ontology annotation, biological process: proteolysis. Bases 1 to 1347 code for a protein of 448 amino acids. The transcript is spliced from 10 exons. Gene Ontology annotation, molecular function: metallocarboxypeptidase activity; zinc ion binding. NCBI's taxonomy places the organism in Eukaryota, Metazoa, Chordata, Aves, Accipitriformes, Accipitridae. The record is from RefSeq and is a predicted model, not a curated record.